Heterobilharzia americana is the source of this 1621-nucleotide messenger RNA. Lineage: Eukaryota; Metazoa; Platyhelminthes; Trematoda; Strigeidida; Schistosomatidae. The record is from the annotation of a GenBank genome assembly.
GGGAUAUUAUAUAUCAUGGCAGUAUUCAUUUCCGAAAUAGAUCUGAUUAAUUGAAGUAAUCGAAUAUCAAAUAGAAUCUACCACUAGCAACAUGUCAACAGUCAUCAACCAGAAUCUAAAUGAAAUUCAAACAAAACACUCCAGUUUAACGAAUCAAUCAAAUACUUUUCAUCGUCGUCCAGUGCAUCCACGUAUGGGAAUACACCAAGCAAAAUAUAAAUGUGGUGUAAAUACUUCAGUGAAUGACAUGACUGUUAGUCCAUCAGAAACUGUUAUAAAUAACUUUAAGAGUAAUCAAAUGGAAAGAUUUCCUGUUUCACAACAUAAACGCUUGUCUAUGCGAGAAAAUAAUCAUAAACUGAAAGAUCAAUUCAAACGUAGAAGUGGACAGAUAUUACUCAACAGAAUGAUGCCAGCCACCCGACAGCCUAUCAAAGCUAGACACUCAUUACGAAAUAAGAAUACAUGUGAAGCUAUAAACAUUAUAGAUAUGAAGAAUUUACUAGUUACUCACAAUAAUUCAAUUACCGAUGUGCAUUAUUCGACUAUCUGUGAACCACAAUUGUCAGCAGAUAUUCCUCCAGUCGUUUCAUCGCCAACAGUUUCGUAUUCUCAUCAAAAAAUAGCAAUUUUAACCAAUCCUGAAGUAAGAAGGCGUGUGAGUGCAGAUAGUGUAUCAUUGAAAAUGUUAUCAAGCCAUUCAAAUGUGAACGCUAACAAUGAAAUACCUACUAUAGCAAAACGACAAAGCACAGACUCUUCUUACUUCAUAUCUAAAUCAGAUUUAGUGAACAGAAAUGAUACCUCACCAGAAUCCAGAUCAAAUUCAUGGAAUACUUUGCAGAAUAUAAUUUCAUCUGAUUUUAAUGACACUUCAUCAGCUAAAUCUUGCAUUUUCACCAUAUCUUCCUGUUCAACGUCAACUUUGAAAAAAAGUUUUCCUUCAAAAUGUAACAGAUGGAGUAUUGGUACAAAAAAAAGAUUUUCACGUAGAAGCAGUACUGGAAGUUUAAAAACUGUACAAUCUGAUAGUGAAUGUAAUGACAACACUAGUAGUUGUAUGAUUGUGAAAGAUUCGAACUUAAAUAUCAAAUCUGAACAGCCGGAUAUGCUGAAGGGGAUCAAGAGAUCAGCAAGACGUACUUUCAGCAGUUUAUGUAAUGUAUUAAGACAUUCAAACGUGUCACUUAUUACAAGCAGUUCAACUAUGAAUGCUAAGUCAUUCGAUGCACAUGGUAAUAAAUUGGAUUCAGAUGCGCUUGACAACACUUCAAACAUAUCAACCGUCGGAUCAUAUCAAGUUUCUAAUGACAGUGGAAAUGACAGUUGUACACAGGAGACUACCUCACAUCAUAUAAGUGUACGACAUGUGACACUAUCAAGACCUGAUUUUAAGGACUCCUUUGGUUUAUUCGUGAUCAAGUCCGAGGAAGGUUAUCGUGUUACACGUUUAUCGGAUCGAUUAACCCAAGCAAAAUCCUUUUAUCAAGUCAAUGUUGGUGAUGAAAUUGUUCAAGUGAAUGGAAUAGAUUGUAAACACUUGAAUACAAGUCAAAUGCAAGAAAUAUUUAAAAACAAUCAAUCAUUGUCCCUUACAAUCAUGAACCAAUCAGUUAUCUGA